Pipistrellus kuhlii (Kuhl's pipistrelle) is the source of this 4319-nucleotide messenger RNA. RefSeq names its product TNF receptor superfamily member 10b (gene TNFRSF10B). NCBI's taxonomy places the organism in Eukaryota, Metazoa, Chordata, Mammalia, Chiroptera, Vespertilionidae. Gene Ontology annotation, biological process: positive regulation of apoptotic process; TRAIL-activated apoptotic signaling pathway. Gene Ontology annotation, molecular function: TRAIL binding. The transcript is spliced from 9 exons. Gene Ontology annotation, cellular component: cell surface; plasma membrane. The record is from RefSeq and is a predicted model, not a curated record. Bases 8 to 1528 code for a protein of 506 amino acids.
UAAGGAAAUGAGUCAGUCAGCUCCGCUCCUGUUGCUUCAUUUUAUAUCCAGCGAUAGCUUAAGUCGGAGGUCAGAUACAGCGCCCCGCUAUGCCUUCGCCCCUCCCCUGAAAUACGCAGAAGACCCGCGAUCAGAAGACCCCUUCGCCCCCUCCCCUGAAGCACGCAGAAGACCCGCGAUCAGAAGACCCUCGAUCGCUGGGCGGCGGGGACCCGGGCGCCGGCCGACCGCACGUGGCCAGACCGCCGCCCGCCGCCACCGCCGCCCGCCGCCCGCCGCGAUGUCCCCGCGCCGGCCCGGGCCCUGGGCGCCCGGCGCCCGGAUCCUUGCGCUGGCCCUGCUGUGUCUCCUGCGGCCGGUUCCAGUUGCCUCACCCACACUAACAAAGCUGGACAGAGUUCGCCAGCAACCAGCUGCCAGCCUCACAGGGAAGUGUCCACCAGGAUCCUAUCUCUCUGAAUAUACUGGAGCUUGUAUAGAAUGCACUGAAGGAGAGGAUUUCACCAGUCAUCACAACAGCUUCUACUCUUGCCGACCCUGCUCUCAUUGCCCUCCAGAUAAAGUAGAAACAGCUCCGUGUACCAGGACCAAGGACACCCAGUGUCAGUGCAAGAAUGGCACUUACGAGGAUAAGGAUUCUCCUGAGUUCUGCCUACCGUGCAGCCAUCGGUGCCCUGAUGGCAAGGUCAAGGCCAAGGCCUGUGGCCCCUGGAACGACCUUGAGUGUGUGGACCAACGAUCAGGUACCCAGGCCUAUGGGGAGGCCCCAGUUCCUGGAGAGCCAGUGACCAGCAGCCUGGAGGCACCCACUGCUCCCUCUCUCUCCUCAGGCAUACCAUGGUGGAUAAUCUUUCUUAUCUGCAUCUCGGUGCUUAUAGUCCUGGCGCUGAUUGGACUAUAUUGUUGCAAGAGAUAUAACCUAGGUUCCGGAGUGGCCACCAAGAUCACGCGCAGAGGCUGGUUUUGGCGCUCACAAACCACAGGAGAUACUGAGGCUCUGGACAAUGCCCACAACCAGGCCAUAAACAACAGAGAUUCGCUGUCCUCUGAGCAGGAACAGGAAGAGCUGGUACAGCCCACAGAAGAAGCACAGCAUCUACUGGGUCGGGCAGGCCCAGAUGGGUCUCCGAUGACAAGGAAGCUGCUGGUUCCAGCGAACAACGAGAACCCCAUAGAAACCCUGAGGGAGAGCUUCUUGGUCUUCUCAGAGUUCGUGCCCUUGCGUCGCCAGAAGCGAUUCAUGAAGUUGGUGGGCCUCACAGAAAAUGAUAUCUACAUCGCCCAAAACCAAGAGUCGCACCCCCGGGAUGCCUUGUAUGAAAUGCUGAACAUCUGGCUCUACAUCAACGGGAAGGCUGCCUCCGUCAACACCCUACUGAAGUCCUUGGAAGAUAUGAAGGAAAUGCAUGUGAAGGAGAUGAUUGAGGAGCGCCUGCUGAGGUCCGGAAAGUAUGUCUAUGAAGGAGGUGAAGCAGGUUCUGCUGUUUCCAGUGAAAACGAUGACCUUCGGAGACCAGAGGUUUCCUAGUUUACCUUUUCUCCUGAAGGGGAAAUAAGACUGGACACUACAUGCCUGGCCAGUGCGGCUCAGUGGUUGAGCAUCCACGUAUGAAUCAGAAGGUUGCGGUUCCAUUCCCUGGCAGGGCACAUGCCCGGAUUGCAGGCUGGAUCCCCAGUGGGGGCUGUGUGGGAGGCAGCUGCUCCAUGAUUCUCUCUUACCACUGAGGUUUCUAUCUCUACCCCUCUCCCUUCCUCUCUGAAAUCAAUAAGCUUGGAGAAAUUUCUCUUCAAAUUGGUUCAUAGGCCAAUGCUCAACCUCUGAGCCACACCAGCAGGGCCUGGCAUUUUUUCAUUCUAAUAGACUUGCACUUUUUUUUUUACUUGUUACUUAAUGUUUUGUAUAAUUCACAAAACAUUUGUGUUGUUAUAUGUCCAAGUUUUUGCCUAACUGUGAUAGGGCUCUAUUUUAUUUUUGAAAACAUGUUUUUCUAUUAUUAUUGUAUUAUUUUUUGUGAACUUAUUUUUGCCCUAUCCUGUAUAUAUUUAUAUGGUUACCAGAUUGAUCCCAUGCAUUAACCUAAAUGGGAGAAGGGAACAAAAGUGCACAAGAAUCACCGCACGUCUGGGGAUGGUGCUCCCGGCUCCCUGCUCCCUCAGGUGCACUUUGAACUUGUCCAGCAUUAGGUGACUGGCCAUUUCUGCAGCAGGAUGGGGAACGUCCGGCCCUCGGGCCCUGCAAGGCCGGCAAAACCAUUUGGUCUGGCCCUGCCAACGGUAACCACAAGUAGAACUUGAAAUUUAAGAAAUCUAGCUUUUUCAUAGCAAUAUACAUUUAUAUUUAGUGGAUCAUAAUAAUAAUGUAAAUUUUUAGGGACAAGCAAGAAUGUCCAUUAUGGGACGUUCAUAAAAUAUACUUUAAGUGCCCUGCGAAGGUUCUAGAACAUCUUAAGUGCUGUAGGCAUUUGGAUGAUAGAACUCAAGAACUGGAAAUUUUGUCCAGGACAGUAUCUAGUACAUGACGGGAUAGACAUGUAUGCUUCCCGUCAGCUGCCCCUGGCCCGUCUGCCAGUAUGGCGGGGACUCCUAGGACAGGCAGCGCAGGCAGCCUGGGAGUGCGGCUGUGAAAGUGUUAACACACUGUGGCUAAACUACUGCGAUCAGGGAUGAUGAGGCGGGGUGCGAUGAGACGAUUCCUCGCGACGUGGGUGACCUUGCCUCGGAUAAUUGGCAACGAUGUUGUCGACUUCCUUGCCGACACAGAUGACAUCUCCAACCUUUAUCCACAUGUCUACCAUCAACAAUUCUCAAAAAAAACACACCCAAAACUGAAUCUCGGGGGAAGACUAAGGAGAUUACUAUACAAAGAAAAGAUCUCUAGAGCCAAUGAUACAAAUGCCGGAUAUGUUUCAAAUCCAAGAUGCAAGAUUAGAAACAGCGAUCAAAGCAAAAUCAUUGCGUUGCUGACGACACACCCACUGGGUAGUUAUUACAACUUAAGGACGUGACGUCCUACAAAUGGCGACUACAAAGAAAACAAAUGUUAACGCAGAGUGUUACGACAGCGGACAUAAGAGGUGCUGUCCAGCGGGCCGUUUUCGCUGGUGGGAUAACUGCAGCGUUGGACCUGCCAGAGGAACUGCUGUCAGUGGAAGCCACGCAGGGCGCUACACGAGGGGAGGACUUGUGCGAGAGACUGUUUUAGCAAUGAAAAGUUUUAAGCUGACAUUUGAAAAGUUAAGUGGCCUCCCUAUCGAUGUAGGAGCUACAGCCAUGGCUGGCUCCCAAAAAGGGAGAAUUGGCAUCUGUCAAGAAAGAAUUGAACUGUCUCAGUCUUGAUCCAAGUGGCUUAAUUAUAAGCCACUGACUGCAUCCGACACCAAGAGUCUCUGCACAGUGGGUGCGGCUCAACAACGAUAUGUCAACUGCAGUGUCAUGCAUACGUGUUGUCAAAAGCAGAGAGUUUAGCCCUGGCCAGUUUUCCUCAGUGAUUAGCACAUCGGCACGCUGAGGGAACGGUCAAGGUUCGAUUCCCAGUCAAGAGCAUGUAUCUCAGUUGCAGUUUCGUUCUUUUUUCUUUAAUCCUCACCUGAGGAUAGUUUUCCAUUGAUUUUUAGGGAAAGUGGGAAAGAGGGAGAGACAAAAGAAAAAUAUCGAUGUGAGAGAAACACAUUGAUUGCUUUCGCCCAAACCUGCAUGCGCCCAAACCAGGCCCGGACCAGGGAGGAGCCUGCAAUUAGGUAUGUGCCCUUGACCGGAAUCAAACCCAGGACCCUUUGGUCCACAGGCCAUCAUUCUACCCACUGAGCAAAACAGGCUAAGGCCCUUAGUUGCAGUUUCAAUUCCUGGUCCCAGUCAGGGUGCAAGAGAGAGAUAACCAAUAGUUGUAUGUCUCUCCUCCUUCACCCCUCAUUUCCACUCUCUAAAAAAAAAAAAUCAAUUAAAAAAAAUAUAUAUACAUACAUACAUACAUACAUACACACAUACACACACACACACAUAUAUAUAUAUAUAUAUAUAUAUAUAUAUAUCUUCUCUCCAUGGGUGAGGAUUUUAAAAAGCAAAGCAAUAAAUAAAUAAAUAAAUAGCAGAGGGUUAAACAGCUGCCAGUUUAAGGAGUUACUAAAUGACCUUGACUCUGAGUACGGUGACCUUGUUUAUCACUGUGAAGUGUGGCGGCUGAGUCCCAUGAGGUUUUAUGAACUGCGGGAAGUCAGGCAGUUCUGUUCCCAACCUCGAUCCUUGUCUUCUCAUAUAUAUGAAUUUAUUCGAGAGACCUUCACUGUGCUGUGAAAAGCCAAUGUAUUAAAGCGAUGAAACCA